AACUACGCAGACGCAGUCACCGCUCCAGGGAUAUAUAGUAUCUCUCUCUCUCUCUAUGACUCUGGAACUCUGUCUCUCUCAACUCACCGACUUUCCAUCCCAAAAGCCCCACAACGCCAGGCUCCACGACUCUAACCAUGACUUCCCACCUGCCGGGUCUACUCCUCGUGGCGUUGCUGUUCGUGAGCGAAGGACACAGCAUCAAAUGCUACUCAUGCCGCACGAACAUCAACAAUACGGUGUGCAAUGAGGGCGGUGCCAUUCAGUGUUCCGGAAACUCGCAUGAUGCCUGCGCGACAAUAACCAUCCAACAGGGCUCCACCUACCUCCUCACCAAGAAGUGCAUGAACUUUGAAGAAUGCAAAGCCAUAAAUAUAUACGACUUCAACGGUCGCCUGACGAUCUUGUGCUGCCAGACCAACGGCUGCAACUUCAACGCCGCCCCUCGCCCGGUGGGCGCAGCUCACGUGACCCUGGCCCUGCUGGGCGUGGCCAUCAGCGCCGUGGUCAGCAGGGCUCUGGUGUAGGUCGUGACGUCACAGCCGCACCCCCCCCACCCACACGUGCCUGGGUUCUGUCCAAUCGCUUUUGCCCUUCCACUCGGUCGUCUCACGACGCUUGCACCAGUGGAGCUGUGCAACGUUAAAAUCGUCAAGAUUGUUGCGUUACGCUGCUAAAGAAGUUCAAUGUACGUGUGAACAUACACAGAGACAAGUAGACUCGUCACGCAGAAACCUACAGACUCACCACAUAGAGAUCCAUAGACUCAUUACGCAGAUACCCAAGUCGUGAAUGAUAUAUCAUCAUUUAUCGAGAGCCAGACAGUGGAUCCUGCAUGGCAGAAGAGAAUGGAAAGGUCUUUAACCUUGAUUUGGAACAGGUCACGGAGGGUGUUCAGAGAGUUUGCGGAUGAUUGGGGGGUGAAAGGAAGUCCUAUACUCAAGGGUGGAGGUGGUGGGUGGGGUAGCAGAUUUGCGUGACCCUUACCAAUGGCAUAUACAAGGUACCGCUCGAUUUACCGAAUGCGAUGCGUUUCUCGAACAACUAAAAAACAGACUCACGAGCGUUAAACUUAAUUUGUAAUUCGCAAUAUCUUUACCCGUUUGAUUUAAUACUAAAACUUCGGGGAAGCGUAUCGGACAGUCAUUACAACUCGAAAAAAAAAUUUCAACACACCUUUGUCACUUUUCAGGGUGCAAAAAAAGUGUAAUAACAUUAUUAAAGAACGUGAAUAUUAAAACGAUUGAAUAAUAAUACAUUUGAAAUAACUAAUAUGUAUGUUGGAAUGACUGGAGAGGGUGAUGUGGAGACGUUACCGUUGAACUGUAUAGGGACACCAUAAUACUGUCGCGGAUCGGAAUCUUUAUUUAGACGGGAGGGGGAGGAAAUCUGAUGACCUACGAAGCUCUUUGUCGCAGAUUUUCGAUGAUGUAGUUUCCCCGGUGGCUUUCUCGUUAGAUGGGCGAGUGCCGUAGGAAAUUCUAUUACGCAGAAAUUCGAUUUAGUUGAUUGUACCACAGUGGCUAGGGAGCUGAUAACUUCCUCGCCUGGUAUACAGGAGGUCGUGAGUUCGAUCCCCAUCCUGACAUUGCGUGCUGCUGUCUUUGUAGUUUGCGUGUCAAUCUCUCUGUGUUCCUCCGAUUUUUCAUCUUCACAUUUAGAAUCAACAUCACUACGCCUUCAGGGCUAUUUGCCUGCUGCUAGACAUUUCUACGUGAUGACGAUAAUAAUGAUAUCAUGAUACUUGGUUGUGCUGCCAUCGUAUGUGAUGGCCCAGAUCGCUUCUGAAAGAGCUACACCAGCUCAUUAGUGGUGACUUACACCUGGUUAAAAUCUCUAUUAAAGGGAAAUUUGCGAAUGUGACUGUUCGAAAUGUUUAGCAUACUUCCCGACGUGCAACAAACUUAAAAUUUCGCAUGUCGGUAGCUUCCAGAAUGUACACAAUUGAAAAGUAUAAAAAAUAGACUUUUGUGUUGGGUUUUUUUGGGGGGGAGGCGCAAUAAUGGAUAUAUUUUGCAAGGCAAGUGAGCAUUAACGUCACAUCUGUGAUGUCACCCGCAUGCGGCAGCGUCAACGCAGUGUACCUGCUGACGUCACGCCCCCCCCCCCCGCCCCCCCCCCCAGAUAAUGCAUCUGUUUGUCUGAAGCAGCAAAAAGUCUCGAACGCUGAGCUCUGACGUCAUGAAAUUUGCACAGCUCAUGCUGUCUGGAAUGUCAAAGGGAACGCGACUUUCAGCUCACCACAUCAUUCCCCGAGUUGCCUAAAACGACCUUACGUAUAAGUGGCUUAAGGAUGAAUUUCCUCGAGUGAAAAACAUCCGAUUUAGUUCAAUUGAAUUGUUUCGGCUUUUUUUCUUUCUUGCAAGCAUCAACUUUUUUCAGGGUUUAUCAGUGAAAUAGAAGGGACUAUGAAAUUAAUCGUAGACACAAAUUCAAGUCCCGGGCGAAGACGGGUAGUAAAGCUUGUAUUAAAUGGAUGAUUUAGUUUUACAGGAAAAAAAAAGCGUCUGUCAUUUGUAAAUCGCGUUUGCGCGAAACUUCGUAAACCGAAACGUUCGUGGAUCGAGGGAUAUCGCCUGUGCCUGAUUACAAUGUAUAAACCUGUAGUUCUAUGAUCUCUCACUCAACACACAAUUGUCAAACAAAAUGCAUGCAGUAUGUUGCUUGGAAGACGGGCGACUUUUAAGUAUUUGUACUUUUUAAAAUUAAAUUAAUCUUGCUCGA
Molecule: messenger RNA, 2724 nt
Organism: Petromyzon marinus (sea lamprey)
Lineage: Eukaryota; Metazoa; Chordata; Hyperoartia; Petromyzontiformes; Petromyzontidae
Product: prostate and testis expressed protein 3-like
Source: RefSeq, a predicted model, not a curated record